This is a messenger RNA of Manis pentadactyla (Chinese pangolin), 6118 nucleotides long. RefSeq names its product lysophospholipase like 1 (gene LYPLAL1). The transcript is spliced from 6 exons. NCBI's taxonomy places the organism in Eukaryota, Metazoa, Chordata, Mammalia, Pholidota, Manidae. Gene Ontology annotation, biological process: protein depalmitoylation. Gene Ontology annotation, molecular function: palmitoyl-(protein) hydrolase activity; carboxylic ester hydrolase activity. The record is from RefSeq and is a predicted model, not a curated record. Bases 29 to 601 code for a protein of 190 amino acids. Gene Ontology annotation, cellular component: cytoplasm.
CCGCGGGACUCCCCAGGUGGCGGUGGCGAUGGCGGCUGCGUCGGGUCCAGUUCGCCUGCAGCGCUGCGUGGUGUCGCCGGCUGGGAGGCACAGCGCCUCUCUGAUCUUCUUGCACGGCUCAGGUGAUUCUGGACAAGGAUUGAAAAUGUGGAUCAAGCAGGUUUUAAAUCAAGAUUUAACAUUCCAACACAUAAAAAUUAUUUAUCCAACGGCUCCUCCCAGGCCCUAUACUCCUAUGAAAGGAGGAAUCUCCAAUGUUUGGUUUGACAGAUUUAAAAUAUCUAAUGAAUGCCCAGAACACCUUGAAUCAAUCGAUCUAAUGUGUCAAGUGCUUACAGAUUUGAUUGAUGAUGAAGUAAGAAGUGGCAUCAAGAAGAACAGGGUAUUAGUAGGAGGAUUUUCUAUGGGAGGGUGCAUGGCAAUGCAUUUAGCAUAUAGAAAUCAUCAAGAUGUGGCAGGAGUAUUUGCUCUUUCUAGUUUUCUUAAUAAAGCAUCUGCUGUUUACCAGGCUCUUCAGAAAAGUGAUGGUGUACUCCCUGAAUUAUUUCAGUGUCAUGGUACCGCAGAUGAGUUAGUUCUUCAUUCUUGGGCACUGAAGUAAGACUGCCAUGACCAGGACUCCAAGCACUAGAGUGAGGCCAGCAUGCAGUACUGACAGCUGUGUCCUGCAAGGCCCUGGCCCCAUCCUGAACAAAUCCCAUGGACCAUGAAGGGUGUACCCUGUGAGGCCAGCUGUCCUUCCCUUAAGUCUCUGUGUUGACCUUCCCACUUGGUUUGAGGCAUUGCACCCGGUUAUCCUAGGAUGUGGCUGUGUUGAGGAAGCAAUGAAUCCAAACCCAAAGAGGCACCUCCAGGUGGAGGCCACCUCCCUUUGCCAGAGGCUUCAGUUGGCAACAUCUUCAGGUGCAGAGUUCAAAGGGGUCAUUGAAGAUGUAGGGCAAAUUGGCACUUCUACGUCUGGUUCUUCACAAUCAGGAGAAUCGCUUUCGGUACUUAUGAUGUAUGUGAAACAGCAAUACCAAUUACACAUUCAUCAGUGAAAGCCAGAACAAUACUGAACCAGCACAGGGCUCCCCUCCCAGGUCAUGUGAACUCCCUUUCCCCACUGUGAGCUCUACCCCAACCCCAUUAGUUGAACUUGGGCAUACCCUCCCCCAUGGGACCAGUAGGAUGAUGACUCAGGGGCCUGUGUCCACCAGAGCCACAGAAAUUUGAAUCCCUUCCCUUCCCGAUACUCCGUGACGUAUUCAACAGAUGACAGCCUUUCAUCUUUCGGGAAUGGAGAUGUUACCCUAGCCCUGACUAGCUUUCUCCUGAAACCAGCUGAGGUCAGUGAAAGAAGAGAUGGAUCACAGGGGCGUGGGGAGGGAGGGGGCUCCACACAGUAAGCAAAUCACAUUUAAGCUUUCAGAGGCAUGGCAGCUGUUUGCAAUAAUUUAUUUACAUUUUUGGAGUCAGUUUCUCUUCAGGGAAUCAACCUCAUCACCAUUGUAAAUGAAAUCUAGGACAAUGAGAGUCUGAAUACCAGUCAGUGCCCUGUCUGGUUUCCCAUGGGAAAAAACUCAGGGAACUUUUCCAAGAAAGCCAAAUCUCCUUAAAGCAGGCAGGACCCGCUGCAGGAAAACAAAACAAAACAACAAAGCUGUGGAGCCUUUUACCUCCAUCUUCAAAUGGAUCUAAGGGUGGCAUGGCAGACUGCAGGAGAGGUGGGUCCACAGCAGGCCCAGCUGUUCUGUUCUUACGGAGCUUACCCCACGAUGCCCGCCCUCUUCCAGGUAAGCCAGAGAACAUUCUGAAGAUUUGCAUGGUCUCUAGAGAUUGCACAUUUCCUUCCUUCCACACCCACGCAGGUAUGUGCCUGCAGCUGUUGUCUGAACAGGCAGAAGCUCCUGCCCAUCCAGGACUAAUGUCAGCACUAGGUACUGAAAAGGGGGUCCAAGGCUGAUGUCCGAAGUCCUCCCACCUCGGGGAGAAGUAGCAACAGACAGUACCGUCUGGAUAAAUGGACCCCUUUCCUUAGCCUACAAUUGCCUCCCUAAUUUCUCCUCGUUAAGAGGAAGUCACAUGGCAGACCGUUUAUUGGCCAAUUGACCAUUCCAUUUGGUCAACUUGUUUGCUGCCAUUGCCCAUGGCCCUCCCUCAAGUUCUGGUAAUCACCCUGCAGAGCCUUCCUUCUUUCCUUUCUAGUACUUUUAAUAUUUCAGAAAAUGAGUGUGGUUUUCCAUGUAUUCCCCUUAAGUUAUUCUGUGCAUUACCUUUGUGAUUUUAUGUAGGCCUUUUGUUUUGGAUUGGUUGUGAAAGCCAUAUGUGAUUUUUAUAUUGGGAAUAGAAUUAAUGGUUUUAUGAUGAAUAGUGGACAUCCUGUUUUGAAGAAAUCAUAUUUUGGGCAAAAUGCCCAUAAGAAACUUAUGUUUUUGCCAGUAGUACAGAGCCUCUGGGUUGUUUUAUUUUUAAGAAAGGAUGAGAAAAGGUUGAUGUUUUUGCAUGCUAUUUUGAAUUCAUUUUAGGGGUGAUUUCAAAAUAGCUUAUUACUUCACUUUUUGUUAUAACUAACUCACAAUUGUUUUUCUUUUUUGUUUUGGCUUCUUGUUUCACUACUACUCUUAAGGGCAUAGUAUUAGUUUGUUAAAGUCACUGUGUUUUCAUUUUCUGUUUCCCUCUUUCUUCCCAACCCAAUUUUGUCUAGUCAGUUGUUGUCUUGUCCUGUGGAAACUAGAGAUACACUUUACAUAUUAGUUACUUCACAUAAUAAUUUUGGCCACUUUAGACAUGCUUUCCAUUGCCAAUUAAAGUAUUGAAAUUGAAAAUUUGGGUGGGGGUGUCUGUGAGAGACAGAAGUCUUUCUCUUGGGCAUUGAGUAUUGAUCUUGGUUUCUCUAUCAGAAAGCAAGAGAGAGGCGUUAAAACCAAGCUCACAGUGUGCAACUGGCAGACUCAAGUAAGUGGUUCUCUUUAAAGAUUUCACUUCAACAGCAAUAAAUCUCUUAAGUUAAAAACAGGAUUUUUAAAUGGCAGAUGAAAAACAUCAAUUUCAAAUGGUAGCUGAAAUACAUUUUUUUUUCCUAGGUUUCUUAACUAUCCUGUGAAAUGUCAAGUAGAUUUCAGGGCAACUGGUUAACUUUGGCUUAGAGUUCUGCCAGAGAAUCCAAACAAUGUUUAUUGCUGGAAGGAAUUCAGACAUUAUAAUUUUACACAUAUGGAAACUGAGAUCCAAAGUCAGGUGACGUACUCACAGUCCUGCAUAAGCAGGGUGAAAACAUAAUACUCGUUUCUGAUGCUUUUUCACUGUGCUUCAGUGGCGUAGUGGUAAUGUUCAGAAAGCACAGCUAAAAAUUCACAUAAAUUUCAAACAUUUUAGAUACAGAGCCAUUUCCUUUGCUUUGUAGAUAUUUUAUAUCCAUGCUGCCUUUGGCUCUAUUUUCACUGUUUUCUAAAGGAAUGUAGUGGUUUCUCUCACUACCUCAGUGUAGUACCAGGCCCAACCUAAUUUUCAAGUCAUGGUAUAGAUUUAAGAGUUUUUAAAAAGAUUAUUAAUCAUUUCUACUAGAGUUCUAGUUUCUGAAUCCCAUAACCUGAUUCAGUCCUUAUCUUACUUGAUAUCUUCAGAAGAUUUGACGCUCUGAUGAACCCCUGAAUCACCUGAUCUGGAAACUGGAGCCUUCCAGUCUGUUUUUCUGGUAUCUCUAGAUUGUGAUAUUUCUGUCUUUUUCAAUAGCUCCUUCACUGUUAGUCUCUUAAUGUGGAGGUUUUUUCCUUUUAUUCUCUCUCUGGGUGAUCUUCCACCUCUGUGGCUUUAUACUGCUGGUUCCAUAUCUGUACCUCUGGCCUCAAGCUCUCAUUCUAGCUCCACAUCCAUGUGUUGCACUUUCUGCCGGAGCUCCCCACCACCCCCCCUGACUCUCGGACAAGCUACUAUACCUUUAAUAUGUUCAAAACCAUGCAUGAUUUCCACACUUACCAAUGUGUGAUUUGGGUUUUAAAAAACAAAAACUAAUCUCUGCAAGUUGUUUUUUCCUCACCUGUAAAAUGGGUUUGUUUUGAAAAUAAAUAUCAAGAACCCAACACAGCAGCUGAGAAUAACUGCUUUUGUUGUUCAUUCCCAUGCCUACUUCUCCUAUUCUAAUCAGUUUUAAAUACCAUUUAUUCCACAUAAUAAUGCCUUUGCAUCAAAAUCUCCUCUUCCCCUUCUUUCAUCUUUUUAUCAUGACAGUUAACAAAUCCUUUUAAUAUUCUAUCCACGAAGCAUCUUCCCAUUAUUGGCCUGUAAGUACCAUACACAAAAAAUAAACUCAAAUGCAUUAAAGACCUAAAUAUAAGACCUGAAACAAUAAAAUUCUAAAAAAAAAACAUAGACUAUAAACUCUUGAACAUUGGCAUUCGUAAUUUUUUUCCGUAUAUAUUUCCCCACAUUAGGGAAACAGCAGCAAAAAUAAACAAGUGGGGGCUACAGCAAACAAAUUCAGGAAAGCAUCAACAAAAGGAAAAGAGGGCUACUGAAGAGAAUAUAUUUGCAAAUGAGACACCCAGUAAAGGGGCCAAUCUCCAAAAUAUAUGAAGAACUUGUACAACUCAACACCAAAAACCAAACAAUGUGAUUUUAAGAUGGGCAGAAGGCCUGAAUAGACAUUUUUCCAAAGAAGACAUAUAGAUGGCCAACAGGCACAUGGCAAGAUGCUCAUCCUCAUCAUCAUUGUCUUAGUUCUGGUCUCAUCAGCUUGUUGGUGAGUCUCCCUGCCUCUGUUCCUCUCUAGCAUGCUGUCAGUUAGCAGCCUGCUCCACUACCUGACAAUCCCCCUGCCAGCUCCCCAUUAUCUUCAGAAUAAAAUAAAAGUUUUGUAAGCAGUAAAUUCUUUCACAAUCUGAUCUCUACCUACUUUUUCAACUUCAUCUCCUCUCCCUCUUUCCUCGCAUGUCACACCCAUAUGAGUGGACACACACAUACUCUCUCUCUGUACUUGUGCUGUACCAAAAUUCCCUUGACAUACCAAACUUUUGCACAACUUUGCAUUUAGCAUAUUCUUCCCUCCACUUGGAAUGCACUCUCCUCCCCCUUCAACUGACAAACUCUUAACAUUUAAGACACAGGUUUUAAGUGACCCAGUGCCUUGUCCACUUUGGUAGAAGUUGCUCUGUUCUCCAGGGUCCUGUGUUUAUCCUUGACAUGUCGUUUCUCCACUCCAACUGUUUUGAACUCAGGAGCAAGGGCUGUUUCUUUCUUUCCUCCUCAGUGCCUAGUACUGUGGUUGGCAUACAACAGACAUGCAAAAAAAAUGGUUAAUAAUAUAAUUAUCAUUUCCUGCUGACUUCAAAUCUGGGAUGAGGUCCCAUCAUUUGCAUUAUAUUCCCCUGAGGUUCCCUUUAAUCUUCAGGAAGACAACAUUUUGCAUUCAAAAUGCUGGCAAAGAAAACCAGCCUGCAUUCAGCUCCCCUCCCAGCCCCCAGCAGAUACCGACCACCAGCCAAAGUACUCAUCCCUGAGGAGCUUUCACUCUUCUCAACACAGAGCUCCGGGUAGCCACUAUCCCCUGAAUGAAGUUGGCAGCUGAUGGGAAACCUGUGUGGGCUAACAAGUAGUUCAGAAACACAGGAUGAAUAUCAGAUGACCUGAAAUUCUGGUCCACCUUUGUUGCUGACAACUCUGAGAUACCUGUGAUGGCACUUCAUGUGGUGUCUUGUGUGACACAGAUAUUCAACAGUUAAUUGUCUAUUAGUGAAUGUUUGUUACUGAACUCUCCUGCUUCAUUUUCUCUGUGCAAACAUUAGGGUAGGUAAUUUCCAAGCUACUUUUGAUGGUUGGUAUAAGAAUAAAUAUAAUGAGGAAUGUGGAUUAACUAGGAUGAUUGAAAAUGUUAUGUGAAGAGUACUUUCAUUAAGCUAAAAUAUUAUGUACAUUGAAGUAGCUAACUUGUAAACCUAAUUUAGUGUCUUACGGCUGAGUUACAACAACUGGGCAGACAGGACACACCAGCAUAUAUUUUAAGACAAUUUCAAAUUUAUAUAAAUAGCUGUUGCAAAUACAGUACAAAUAACUUUUUUCCUGAACUAUUUGAGAAUUUUUUUGUGAACAGAAUGUCUUAUCAUACUGGAAUACUUUGGCAUAUGUUUCCUAUAAGCAAAAA